AUGGAGGAGGCGGAUCGGCGGCGUCUGCGCCGCUCCCGGGUGCGGCUGGUGAAGGAGCUGCGGCUGGAGCCGCUCUGGGCGCCGCUGCUGCGCCGGGGCCUCUUCACCGCGGACAUGCUGGAGGAGAUCCAGUCGGCGGGCCCCCGGCCGGACCAGGCGCGGCAGCUGCUGCGCGACGUGGAGACGCGGGGCCGGCGGGCCCUGGCCGACUUCGUGCUGUGCCUGCGGGACACCGGCCAGGAGGGGCUGGCGGAGCUGCUGAGCGACGGACGCCGCCCGGAGGGGGAGGACCCCGGGGCCCAUCGUCCUCCUCCUCCUCCUCCUCCUCCGCCCGCGACGGAGACCCCCUGCGAAGCCCAGCCCGGCCGGCCGGGCCCCCCGGAAGAGAAGCCCCAGAGGGACUCCGACAUGGUUUACCCCCUGACCUCUGAGCCCUGCGGCUACUGUCUCAUCAUCAACAACGUCAAUUUCAACAAAGACACGGAUUUGAAACGCCGCCUGGGCUCCAACGUCGAUUGCCAGAGGCUGGAAAAGAGGUUCCGGGCGCUGCAUUUCGAGAUCCUGACCAAGGAAGACCUCACAGCUCAGGAAAUCAGCCAGGAGCUGCAGAGCCUGGCCAGGCGGGAUCACAGCACCCUGGACUGCUGCCUGGUGGUCAUCCUCUCCCACGGCUGCGAGAGCUACCACAACCAGAUUCCGGGCGCCAUCUUCGGGACAGACGGGCAGCGCAUUGCGCUGCAGAAGGUGGUCAGCUAUUUCAACGGCUCCCACUGCCCAAGCCUGAGGGGGAAGCCGAAGCUGUUCUUCAUCCAGGCCUGCGGAGGAGAGGAAAAAGACCCGGGCUUCAAAAUGGAGACAGACGCUUCGCAGGGCCGGCUUGAAGAGAAGACCGUGGAGUCGGAUGCCACCCCAAUGCGGGGGCCGGGCGGAGACCACGAUGAGCUUGAUGCCACAGCCAGCCUGCCCACCGACAGCGACAUCCUGGUUUGCUACCCGACCUUUCCAGGCCACGUGUCCUGGCGGGACACCCAGAGCGGCUCCUGGUUGAUCGAGACUCUGGACCAGGUCUUGGCUGAGUACGCCCACCAGGAGGACCUGUCCAGCAUCCUCAUGAAGGUGGCGAACAUCGUCGCUGACAAAGAUGCAGGGCCUUACAAGCAAAUGCCGGGUCAUGUCAACUUUCUCCGGAAAAAGUUUUUUUUCAAGGUCUGAUGAACGUUUGCUGGUCCUUCGCCAUUCCUGGCACUCGAGACGUAUUUCUGGAGAUGUAUUUCUUGGGGGUGGAGGGGGAGAUAUUUAUUUAAGGCCCCGUUUUGCCACCUGGUGCUAAGGAGCUGGUACCUUUCCAGUGCUGUGUUCCAUGGAGAAGCCCCCACCAGCAAGCAGGUAGAGACCCCAGACUCCAAAUGAUCUCCCCUCCCCUUUGGAGCUGCAUGGAAACCCGUGUUUGGCCUUUCCGACUUAUUCAGCUCUAAUGGAACAAACCGAUUUGAAUCAAGUUUUUACUGUUUUACGUUUCUGUUCUUUUUUCAAGAAAUCAAAAUUAUUACAAUGAGAGGUGCUGAUAGGAAAAACACAGUGUCUUAAAUUGUUAUUUAAUUAUUUGAGGGAUGAGCACAAUGUCUGAUAAUCUUUUUACAUCAUUAAAUAUU
Protobothrops mucrosquamatus (brown spotted pit viper) is the source of this 1652-nucleotide messenger RNA. RefSeq names its product caspase 9 (gene CASP9). Gene Ontology annotation, cellular component: cytoplasm. The transcript is spliced from 9 exons. Lineage: Eukaryota; Metazoa; Chordata; Lepidosauria; Squamata; Viperidae. Gene Ontology annotation, biological process: intrinsic apoptotic signaling pathway in response to DNA damage; regulation of apoptotic process; proteolysis. Gene Ontology annotation, molecular function: protein binding. The record is from RefSeq and is a predicted model, not a curated record. Bases 1 to 1212 code for a protein of 403 amino acids.